Vairimorpha ceranae is the source of this 423-nucleotide messenger RNA. RefSeq names its product n-acetylglucosaminylphosphatidylinositol de-n-acetylase family protein. The transcript has a single exon. The record is from RefSeq and is a predicted model, not a curated record. Lineage: Eukaryota; Fungi; Microsporidia; Nosematidae. Bases 1 to 423 code for a protein of 140 amino acids.
AUGAGAGGCAGUGAUUUAAACAAAGCUAUCCAUAAAUCAAAUUAUUUUAUUAAAAAGAGUCUUUUGUUAAGUACAAUCUUAUUUAAUACACUUAUAAUUAUUUUAUUAUACUUUAAUAACAGAUUUGAUAAGUUCAAAUUUUUUAUAUCAAGUUGUCCAGAGAUAUUUACAAUACUUUGUAUUUUUAAAAUAAGCGCGCCUGUUAUACGAAAAAAUGGAAAUAUUGAAGAACUUGUUGAUCCUGGCACGGCAUUAUCCGGGAAAGGUAUUGCAUCUGUUUUAUUUGACAGUCUUGUAAUUUGUAUGUUAGUAAAAAUGUUUAUUUUUUACAGUUAUUAUUGGUGCAUUUUAUACGUUUUUAUUGCUUUAUCUGCUUUUUAUGAGAUGGUCUAUAAAACUGUAAAAAAACUUAAGACUCAAUAA